GUUGUGAAUUUUUCGGUACAUGUCGCGGCACAGAAACAUAAGAGCGUUGUGUGAUGAUGGUACGCGUUACCAUUGUUUUAAUAGAAACUGAACUAAUAAAUAGAUGUCGAUACUUAUGACGAAGCCUUCGCUAGUUCAGUUGAUGAUGACUAUACAAUAUCCCCGAACACAUCAGAACGAUACAUAUAUAAUCCGGACAGUGUAUUCAAGCAAGACAUAUCAGUAUCUUUAAAGAAUGUCAAACCAUUAAGUUUCACAGCAGAAGAUUUCCCGGAAAAUGAUUCCAAAAACCUUAAAGCAGAAGAUUCUCCUGGAGUUGUGUCUGGACGAAUAGGGUCUUGUCAGGCAUUUGAUUUCUCCGCACCAAAAACUAACGAAGUUACGGGUCAAAAUGAUAACGUGCAUGGAUCUGAUGAGGUGUUUGGCAACAGUGAUCUUUUUGAUUCAAGUAAUUUUAAACGUUUGAACACAAGUGUCGUUGGGGGAGAUAACUUAGUGAACAGUACAAUUUCUGUAAAUAAGUCCAAAGUAGAGGAGUUGGAUUUUGAGUUGCUUGAUCGUUUAACUUCACAAUCCUCUUCAGCUCAACAGUCGUUUGAGAAGCCUUUUAAAACCACAGUUAGUGUACAAGAUACCACAAAUCGCCUUAAGUCCAAAUCAACUGACCUUCAUUUUUUGUCGAAAACAACUAACCUUUUUAGCUCCAACUGUAGUAUUUCAAAGUUAGCUGGCAUUACAACUAAUGAUAUUCCGACAAAAAAUAUUAACAGUGCUGGGUGUCUCAUAGGGUAUAAAACUCCUAGUUUCUUUGGCUUGUUGAUGUCAUCGUAUACCGCUGAUAAAUCGAAAGGAUUUGAUGGAAUGUUAUCAAGGUUUUCAAACAUUAUAGUCCGUACCCGUUCACCCAUUUAUAACUACCUAUUCGCACCUCGUACUGUCUCUGGAUUUGUUUUCGAUAUUCCGGAGCCAAAGACUUUUGAACGUGGUGGUUCAAAACUAGCUAGUGUAACGACAAAGCCGUGCAGUCAACGGAAACUCACAGCACAUGCUUUAUGUGUACCUCAAGCACGUCCUACGGAAGGGAUCAAUCAUGCUGAUACAUCAUUAUUAAAUUUAUCUCUUUCUCAGAAAUUGACUAUCUCUAGUCAUUCUGAUGAACGUUCUAACUUCUUACGUACUCCGGGCAAUAAUUCAGCAACUCCUAGUAAACCCAUUGACCGGCAUUCUUUGGUAAACGAAUAUUCUAAAUUGCAUAAAGAGUCAGCAGAAAAAGAGAUUAUUAAUCUUAUCGUUAUGGGACAUGUGGAUGCUGGUAAAAGCACUCUAAUGGGAAAUCUACUUUGUUUGUUGGGACAUGUUUCUAGCAAACAAUUAGCUAAAUACCAAUGGGAUGCACAAAAACUGGGCAAAGCAUCAUUCGCCUAUGCAUGGAUUCUAGAUCAAACCUCAGAGGAAAGAAAUCGUGGCGUUACAAUGGAUAUUGCACAAACUUCAUUUGAAACAAAAUCAAAACGAGUUGCUCUAAUGGAUGCUCCUGGACAUAAGGAUUUUGUUCCACAAGUUAUUGGCGGUGCGACUCAAGCUGAUGCUGCUCUCCUAGUUAUCAAUGCUACUCGGGGUGAAUUUGAAACUGGAAUUGGUGCUGGAGGUCAGACAAGGGAACAUGCUCGAUUGGCUCGUUUAUUAGGAGUUUCUCGUUUAAUUGUCGCUGUAAACAAAAUGGAUACAGUAGAAUGGUGUCAGUCACGAUUCAAUGAAAUUCAGACACAAAUAUCUAGUUUUUUAAAAUCUAUGAAUUUUUCCGGAGUUGUGUAUUGUCCAGUAUCUGGGUUGGUCGGGGCUAACUUAGUACCUCAAAAUUUGUCCAAUAGCAGUAAAAAUACUUCAGAGACAGGUUCUAACCUGUUUACGUGGUAUACGGGACCUUCGUUACUCGAACUUAUCGAUUCAAUUCCAUCACCAGAUAGAACUGUUGAUGGACCUUUUCGUUUUGUUGUCAGUGAUAUAUUUAAACCUGCUGGUUCCAGUGUACCAAUGGUUGCUGGACGAGUUAUAUCUGGAGCUAUUUCUAGUGGUGUAAAUAUACCUACAAGUAAAGUUAUUUGUUUGCCAAGUGAUGUACGAACUUGUGUGAAAUCUAUCAGAUCAUUGUGUAAUACUCGUACAAGUCAAAAUGAUGCUGAAGGUGAUCUUGGAGGCAAAUUAUUAGAUCAAGUUGUUAAAUUUGCAUUUGCCGGUGAUCAAGUGGCGUUGAUGUUGACAGAUAUUGAUCCAUUUCAAACUCUUAUUCCUGGUGAUUUACUUACUGAUCCAGACAAUCCAAUACAACCAUCCACUUGUAUUUCAGCUAAAUUGUUAGUAUUCUCUAUACAACAACCUAUUACGAAAGGUUAUCCUGUAAGUGUCAUUAUUGUCAGUUUCGUUGAUUGUCCUUAUUGUUUUUACUGUUCUGUUUACCUUAUGAAUCUUGCCUCAUUUAUGUUAGUUGAAUAUUAUUCAAUCAGCAAUAUCAUUUCUAGAUGUUACUGUGUUUUUCACAGAUGAAACAAUUUAUUUUGUCAAUAAUACCACACUUCUCUUGUUAUUGUGUUUUUUUCUGUUUGCAUAGCGUUGGAUGGUUUAUAAGAUACGCCUACAUUUCAACAGUCAAUUUGUAUUCUCCAAUAUUUUCUUCAUAUAUAGUAGGAUAUUUCGUUUGUUAUUUUCUAUGUUUGAUUUUAUUUACUUGUUAAUGAGUUUGAUAAAUAUUAUUUGAUGAAAUUGGGGUGAGCAGUUGUUCUUUUGAAAGUUGGUGCCUUACUUCAUUUCUCCGUAUAAUUGGUGUGUUGCAAUGUGUCGUCACUCUUUUGAUUAAAAGUUGAUUUUGCAAAUUUUUCUAUAGUUGUCAUUGUAUUUAAGAAUUUAAUUUGUAUAUGUGCUCUUUCUUUCGGUAUAUUUGAGCAUCCAGUCAUUCUAUAAUGGUUCUAGUUUUCAAUAUUUUCAAAUUGUCUAACUCAGUGAACUCAGUCUUGCUGAAAUCCUUGCUCCUGGUGUUUUUGUGUUGCACCGAAUGAACAGGAAGUUUAUUUGCUUGUCGCAUUGAUAUACAUUCAUGGAACAUCAUAUCUUUCUCUAUACGUACUAAAUCUUUCUGUCCUAUAUCCUUAUAUGCAAUCUUUCUUUUAUAUAUUACCACAAUUGAAGUAACUAUUCCUAUGAAUCCGCUGUUCAUCUUGCUAUGCUAAUGAGGUAUGGCAACUUGGACCUAUGCAUUUAUGUGCCUGAUCCUACGUUGUAGCUGACACUGACUAAGUAACACCAUUGAAAAAACGUAUCACAAUAUUAAAUUAUCAUUCUUUUCAAUCGACAGCUUCCAUUUAAUUAACAACUAAAUGUUGUCACAAUUAAUGAACGUAGGAAUUUCCAAGUCUUUUGUGUGUAGUAGUUGAAUGUUUUAUUAUUUACACUAUAUUGGUCAGUAAUAUAUAGUUAAUUGGUCUUUUGAAGAUAAAUUUUCGAAGAGUUGAUUGCGGAUAUUCAUGAACUUCUGUUAUAUUUCGGUUAUAUAUGUAUUACUCUGUCAAUCGAAAUCCAGUAUAAAAUACACAUGUUGCUUACAACUCACAACUUACGUCUGUUACAUCUAGUGGAGAAGCAUAAGCCGCCGAUCAGGAUUCUCCAACCAACACUGUCCUGGGCUCUGCUUUCCAGAUUUGUAAAGUGCUAUUCAUUCCUUUAAUAUCUACCUCCGGUCCCUGGCGCUAUGUGUUCUUUGAUAUGCUUUACAUUUUACCUUGCAGAUUCCAUGUCAGGAAUUGCCUUGUGAUGCAUUUCAAUGCUUUCUGCAAUAUAUAUCAUACCUACCUUUAUCGUUUUUUUAUAAUUUACUCUUUAUCUGCCAUAGCAUGUUGUUGCUGAUAGUAUCGGGUCAACAGAUUUGUAGUAUCUUGCGUAGACAAUUGUUUAUAAAUACUUUCACUUUUUCGAUGACGUUUGCAGUAGUUCUCCAAUUUUCAUCUACAUACAGUUGAACUUUCUUGCCGUUUGUAAUGAAAAUUCUGACUUUGAUUUUAGCUAACAUAAUGAAGUAGAAAGUUCAUCUAAGGUAUAACUAUAAUGAAUUUUGAUAAUAUUAUUCAACAACAUUAUAAUAAAAUCCACCUUAUUUGAAAUCACCUUGUUAUUUUCGAUUAAAAUGUAAAGGAAUUUCUCUUUACUACUGAAAUACAUAUCACAGUAGUUUUAUGUGAUCAAGUAAAAAAAACAAUUUUUGAGUUAUGUGAACAAAUUAAUUUUAAAGUAUAACUUCUGUCAUGUUUAAUGGGUUUUUCUCUUUGUAUAUAAAUGACAAUGUAUAAAAAGGUUACUAUUGGUUAGUUUUAACUGUAUUGUAGUAUUCCAAUUUAUACACAUUAGCAGUUGAUAUUCAGUUUUUUAUUUUAGAAUUGUAAAUUGAAUAUUCUCUACUUAUCUCUUUUCAGGUUAUAUACUAUUAUAAUUGUGCCAAUGUUGCAGCUACUAUUACUAAAUUAAAAUCCAUGACUUAUCGAGAAAACAAAAUAGAAAAAGUUGUUCGAAAACCAAGAUGUCUUCUUGGUAAUUGUACAGCAAAUGUAGAGUUAACAUUUGAAAGACCGAUUUGUAUAGAAGUUUAUGAAAAAUGUAAACCUCUUGGACGAUUUAUGCUUCGUGUUGGCGGUGAAUCAAUUGCUGGUGGUACUGUAACUAAG
Schistosoma bovis is the source of this 4709-nucleotide messenger RNA. The record is from the annotation of a GenBank genome assembly. Lineage: Eukaryota; Metazoa; Platyhelminthes; Trematoda; Strigeidida; Schistosomatidae.